This is a messenger RNA of Gallus gallus (chicken), 799 nucleotides long. It is a transcript of the gene CBP7K1, whose product is annotated as feather keratin 1-like. Lineage: Eukaryota; Metazoa; Chordata; Aves; Galliformes; Phasianidae. Gene Ontology annotation, cellular component: intermediate filament. Gene Ontology annotation, molecular function: structural constituent of cytoskeleton. The transcript is spliced from 2 exons. Bases 59 to 355 code for a protein of 98 amino acids. The record is from RefSeq and is marked validated.
AUCCACUUCUCUUGCCUUCUCCUCCUUGGUGAACAAGGUCCACCUCCAUCCCACCACCAUGUCCUGCUUCAGUCUGUGCCGUCCCUGUGGCCCGACCCCGCUGGCCAACAGCUGCAACGAGGCCUGUGUGCGCCAGUGCCAGGACUCCCGGGUGGUGAUUCAGCCCUCUCCCGUGGUGGUCACCCUGCCUGGACCCAUCCUCAGCUCCUUCCCCCAGAACACCGCUGUGGGCUCCAGCACCUCUGCUGCUGUUGGCAGCAUCCUGAGCCAGGAGGGAGUGCCUAUCUCCUCUGGUGGCUUUGGCAUCUCUGGCCUGGGCAGCCGCAUCUCUGGCAGUAGGUACCUGCCCUGCUAAGGAUGAGGUGGAUGUCCCAGGAGCCCAUUGCCCAGGAAGCCCAAAGCCAGAUGCCAUAUUGAGGAUGGAGUUGCUAGCCAGCAUUUCCAGAUGGGAUGAGCAACCUUGCUCUGUCCUGCAAAGAAGAGAGUGAAUCCUGGAUGCCUGCCUUGUCUGUCUGGCAAUGCUGCCACCUGAUGUCUUCUUCUUCUCCCACUUUCCACUCAUCAUCAUUAGGAGUCCAUCUGGUCUCCUGCUGUCCUGUGCCUUGGGUUCAUCCUGAAGCAAGUUGAGAUGGUCCUGCUUCUUCUUCCUCUUGUCUUCUGAGGGAGAAACACCUGAAUCCCAUGGUGGUGAUGGAGUGUCUGAGUGCUGGCUUUUUUCAUCGAAGCAUGGGCAAGAUCACUUCUAUCAUGCACUGCUUUGAUUUCUUCUGUAGUCUCAAUAAAGUUAUGCUGCAUUGUA